AGUGACAGUCGGAUGCUGCAUGCCUCUCCGGCACCUCCAAACUGUGAUAAUACUGCUCUCCACUGCUCUCCAGACCAUCAUUCAAACCAGAUGAAUCGCCUUUGUUCGCCUUCAACUCAUGCUCCUUUACUGGUAAAAACUAACGCCAAUCGUUUCGCUUUUUUUGUUGUCAUGCCAUCGGACUCGUUUUGAAGGUAGCACAAGCAAUGUUCGAGAUGCAUGUUUACGGUCGGUUGCCAAGCGUAUGACACAAAUUACUAUGGGAACGCCGAGUACCGUGUUUCUAUUAUGCCAUUUUAUCGGGUUUCUUUUUUACCUUCAAGGGUUUGUAAUAUGUAAAAGUUAUCUUAUUCGGGUUAAGGUUGAAACGAGACAAUUUCAUUGGCUGCUGAAAUUUUGUAUCGCAGACAGUAAAAAGCGUACGCCUGAGUUCCGCUCAGUGCAAGAGCCGGCAUAUAUACAGCAGACACAUAAAAACGCGAGUUUGGGAAUGUCCAGUCCCAAUAUUAUCAAAUCGAUACUUAAGUCCAACAAUGGGCAUCUCAAAAAGAGUAGCUUUGAUGAAGAGUAUGCAUUUCCACGACAUCAUUUGCCGCAAGUCAUGAAAGAUGACAGCAAAACCCCACUCGUCCUUGUUGCGUGCGGCUCAUAUUCUCCCAUUACUUAUUUACAUUUGCGCAUGUUUGAAAUGGCCAAGGAUCGUUUCAGAGAGAAACAGGACUUUGAGCUUAUUGCUGGUUAUUAUUCACCGGUGUCGGAUGCAUAUAUGAAAGAAGGAUUGGUCGAGGCAAAGCAUCGUGUAAAAAUAUGCCAGCUUGCAGUGGAAUCAACGUCCGAUUGGCUUAUGGUUGAUUCUUGGGAAUCGCGUCAGGAACAAUAUCAGCGAACUGCCCUUGUUUUGGAUCAUUUUGACCACGAAUUGAAUGAUAUUGGGGGAGGCAUUAAAACAUCUACUGGCGAAAGGAAGAAGAUUAAAAUUAUGUUACUGGCAGGCGGUGACCUGAUCUCGUCGUUUGGUCAUCCAGGCGUCUGGUCCCCUGAAGACUUGCAUCACAUCGUGGGUCUCUACGGAUGUGUGAUUAUUGAAAGAACGGGAACCGAUGUGUACGGCUUCUUACUAUCACAUGACGUUUUGUACGAGCAUCGAAUGAAUAUAUCGGUUAUUAAGCAGCUUAUUCACAAUGACAUUAGCUCUACAAAAGUCCGAUUAUUCGUGAAACGUGGCAUGUCUAUCAAAUACUUGCUGCCAAACCCUGUGAUUGACUACAUUUACAAGCACGGGCUGUACAAAGCACAAUCUGAUACUUUAUGAACCUAAAUCAUGCCCUGAUUAUCAAGUCCAUAGCAGCCACGGAUAAGGUAGUAUAAAAAUGGAGUGGUAUAGAUUUACCCACCGGCUUUUAUUCGGGUAAAGCAAGUAGAGCUACUAACAUAUCUCGCGAGCCGAUCCAAACCAGCAGCAAA
Messenger RNA from Zychaea mexicana, 1464 nucleotides. RefSeq lists its product as uncharacterized. NCBI's taxonomy places the organism in Eukaryota, Fungi, Mucoromycota, Mucoromycetes, Mucorales, Lichtheimiaceae. The transcript is spliced from 9 exons. Gene Ontology annotation, biological process: NAD+ biosynthetic process. Gene Ontology annotation, molecular function: nicotinamide-nucleotide adenylyltransferase activity; nicotinate-nucleotide adenylyltransferase activity. The record is from RefSeq and is a predicted model, not a curated record. The coding region runs from base 245 to 1312 and encodes 355 amino acids.